Symbiodinium necroappetens is the source of this 1470-nucleotide messenger RNA. Lineage: Eukaryota; Dinophyceae; Suessiales; Symbiodiniaceae. The record is from the annotation of a GenBank genome assembly.
AUGGGCAAGAAAGCUGCUGUGGAAGAGGACGAGAGGAAGCUCCGGAUUGCCAUCGUCAGCACGGACCGAUGCAAACCCAAGAAGUGUAAGCAGGAAUGCAAAAAGUAUUGCCCGGUGGUGCGGACAGGAAAGCUUUGUGUGGAGGUCAGCAAGGAUUCCAAAAUCAGCUGGAUUUCCGAAUCGUUGUGCAUCGGUUGCGGUAUAUGUGUGAAGAAGUGCCCGUUCGAGGCCAUCAAUAUCAUCAACCUGCCGAAGGAUCUUUCAAGUCACACAACGCAUCGAUAUGGAGCGAACAGCUUCAAGCUCCAUCGUCUUCCGACACCACGCGCAGGACAGGUGUUGGGGCUUGUGGGAACAAACGGCAUUGGCAAGUCCACGGCUCUGACAGUGCUAGCUGGGAAGUUGAAGCCGAACCUGGGCCGAUUUGACAAUCCUCCAGAUUGGCAAGAAAUCAUCCAGCACUUCAGAGGAAGCGAGCUGCAGACGUACAUUAAGGGCCUCCUUGAAGAUCGUCUGAAGGCGAUGAUCAAGCCCCAGUACGUCGACAAGAUUUCAAAGCAGAUCGCCGGCACGGUCUCAGACAUUCUGGGCAAGAAGGAUGAAAAGAAGUCUCAGGAGAAGUUUUGUCAAGAGCUCGAGCUCAUGCACUUGCAGGAACGCGAGAUCAAAGACCUUUCCGGUGGAGAACUUCAGCGGUUUGCCAUCGCAGUUCUAUGUGUGCAAGAUGCGCAAGUGUACAUGUUCGAUGAGCCGUCUUCAUAUCUGGAUGUCCGGCAACGCAUUGCUGCGGCACAGGUCAUCCGAAGCCUGCAGACGGUGGACAACUACAUUAUUGUGGUGGAGCACGACCUAGCCGUCUUAGAUUACCUCUCCGACUUCAUCUGCUGCCUGUGGGGUUCUGCUGGGGCCUACGGAGUCGUUACCAUGCCCUUCAGCGUUCGCGAAGGCAUCAACGUCUUCCUCGAUGGCUUCAUUCCGACGGAGAACCUGAGAUUUCGAGAGGUUUCCCUGACGUUUAAAGUCAGCGAAGACCUGGAUCCUUCAAAGCUGGAUCGCAUGCACAACACGGAGUACCCAGACAUGACCAAGUUGAUGGGCGACUUCAGACUAGACAUCAAGGCAGGAAACUUUGCGUCUUCAGAGAUACUCGUCCUAUUGGGCCAGAAUGGCUGUGGGAAGACCACUUUCAUCCGAAUGCUGGCGGGGUUGUUGAAUCCGGAUGACAUCAAAGAAGGUGAGGAGAUACCGAAGCUUAAUGUCUCCUACAAACCACAAACGAUCAGUGCAAAGUUCGAAGGCACUGUGAAGGACCUUUUCCUCAUGAAGAUUCGGGAUGCGUUCAUGCAUCCGCAAUUCCAGACGGAUGUCACGAAGCCAAUGCUCAUUGACCAGAUCGCCGACCACGAGGUGCAGACUCUCAGCGGCGGCGAGCUACAACGAGUCGCACUUGUACUGUCUCUCGGCAAGCCG